Messenger RNA from Fusarium vanettenii 77-13-4, 2275 nucleotides. RefSeq names its product chromatin associated protein. The transcript has 5 exons. The record is from RefSeq and is a predicted model, not a curated record. Bases 1 to 1824 code for a protein of 607 amino acids. NCBI's taxonomy places the organism in Eukaryota, Fungi, Ascomycota, Sordariomycetes, Hypocreales, Nectriaceae. Gene Ontology annotation, molecular function: protein binding.
AUGUCGAUGUACCAGCAUCGGGGAAUGGGGGCAGCCCCCCCAGGAAGCUCGAAUCGUCUCAAUGACUUGCUCAACGAGAUCAGGCAGGAGUUUGAAAACCAGUCGCGCCAGACCGAGGGCUUUGAGCACCAGAUCGCAGCGCAAGUCAGCGAGAUGCAGCUCGUGCGAGAGAAGGUUUACCAGAUGGAGCAGACUCACAUGACCCUCAAGCAAAAGUAUGAGGAGGAGAUUAGCAUGCUCCGACACCAGCUCGAGGCGGCCAGAAAAGGUGCCCCUCAGCCCGGCCUCCCCGGACCUCCGCAGCACGCAGCACCCUCCCAGCAGCCUCCAUCUAUCGCUCCCGGCAAUGGCCUCUUCAGUGGCAUAAUGGCUGGUGGACAGCAGCAGCAGCCACAGGGCGGACAACAGCAGCCACCAUCGCAGCAGGGCCAUGCCCCUCCUCAGGAGCAGCAGAUGGGACCUCAACACCAGAUGGGUCAGGGUCCUCCUGGCCUUCCUGUCCCUCCCCCUCAUCCCAAUGCCCAGCAGGCUCCUUAUUCUCAGAGCUACCCUCCAGGCCCAGUCUCCAACGGUAUGGCUCCUCAGCCUCCUCAGAGUACUGCCUCUCCUGGCCCCGGCCGACGAGGCAUCGGCCGACCUCCUAAUGCCGUUGGACCCGCGACUCCUCAGAUUAACACUCCAGUCCCGUAUCCCGGAAACGCAGCGUCGCCUCAGGUCAGCCACCCGACUCCCGACCACGCUCGUAUGGGCGGCCCUCGCGCUCCUCCUGUGGGAAACGCCCUGGGCGAUCUCGAAGUUGAUGCUGUGGCUCCCCACAACAAGAAGACGGGCCAGGACUGGUAUGCCAUCUUCAACCCUCAAGUGCAGCGCGUUCUCGAUGUCGAUCUCGUCCACUCUCUUAACCAUGAGAGUGUGGUCUGCUGUGUGAGGUUCAGCCACGAUGGAAAGUAUGUUGCAACUGGCUGCAACCGAUCUGCUCAGAUCUUCGACGUACAGACUGGUGAGAAGGUUUGUGUUCUUGAGGACCACAAUGCUUCCGAUAUGAGCGCCGAUCUCUACAUUCGAAGCGUUUGCUUUAGUCCUGACGGUCGUUACCUCGCUACUGGCGCGGAAGACAAGCUUAUUCGCGUCUGGGACAUCCAAACCCGAACGAUUCGCAACCACUUCUCUGGCCACGAGCAGGAUAUUUACUCGCUAGACUUUGCUCGCGACGGACGAACAAUUGCCUCGGGUAGUGGCGAUAGGACUGUUCGCCUGUGGGAUAUUGAGCAAGGCAGCAACACUCUCACUCUCACGAUAGAGGACGGCGUCACUACUGUCGCCAUCUCUCCUGACACCCAGUUUGUUGCCGCAGGCUCCCUCGAUAAGAGCGUGCGUGUCUGGGACAUCCACUCGGGCUUCCUCGUUGAGCGUCUCGAAGGACCUGACGGCCACAAGGACAGUGUGUACUCGGUCGCUUUCUCGCCCAACGGCAAGGACCUCGUCUCUGGCAGUCUUGACCGUACUAUCAAGAUGUGGGAGCUCAGCACCCCUCGUCAAGGAAAUCAGCCUGGCCCUAAGGGCGGCAAGUGCGUCAAGACGUUUGAGGGCCACCGUGACUUUGUUCUCUCGGUUGCGCUCACCCCUGACUCGAACUGGGUGCUGUCCGGAUCCAAGGAUCGCGGCGUGCAGUUCUGGGAUCCCCGGACAGGCACAACGCAACUCAUGCUGCAAGGCCACAAGAACUCUGUCAUCUCGGUUGCGCCGAGCCCCCAGGGUGGCUACUUUGCCACAGGAUCUGGCGACAUGAAGGCUCGCAUUUGGUCGUAUCGUCCGUACGCUUAACCAACCACCCACUGAGCGGCUCUUUGCGUAGAUGCCGAGUGGGAGGCAAUAUCAUCAUGGUUACGAAAAGCGAUACAGGAAGACUACGAAAAAAGAAAUGCAAGUUAGGGAGCAGAUGUACUGGGAAGAUGUUUUCGGGAGCCUUUAUUGAUGGGAAGCGGCCAAGGGGAGCUUGUGACGGGAGUGGGCGACGACUAUUCUUGUUUCUUGGGACUUGGACACGGCAAAGACGAUGCGCACGUUCAGCCCAACGGCGCGAGGGAGGAUCUUGCGAAAGAGGCGCAAUAGGACUGGAGGAAAUGAGGAUCAAUCACACCUCUCUUUGCACUGGGCGGAACGAAAGAAAGAAAGAAGGGAGGGAGUGGAGGCCUUGUAUGGAUAUUUGCCGGUUCGAUGCUUUUCUACUUGUGCGUCUUGUGUUUAUAAUGAAUGAUAUUUUUUUUCUACUCUG